GGGCUCGUCCGGGAUCUUUCAGAUCAUUCAGAUUGUGUUUCAGAAACAGUGAACGUGUGUUCUUUGAAAAAAUUGUGAAAUUUUUUUUUUUUGGGACAAGUGGGAAUUUUUUUUAAGUGAUUUAUGUGUAUAUUGUUUCUUUGAGAAUUCUGUGAAGAGAACUUUGUUUAACAUUGUUAUUUUUCUUUCCCCGAGCACAUACUGUUGAGGACACGGAGAAGAAAAAAAUGGAGGUUAUUGAGAUUAUUGAUUGGUGCAGAGAGAAAGGUCUUGAGUUGGACAGGGUUAUCAUUCUGAGAAAUGUACCUGCAGAUUGUGAAGAAAAAGUAGUUUAUGAAGUGCUGGAUGCUGCUCUGGGAAUGAGGAAAUGCAAAGUGAUUGAUCGCCUCUUUGAUAAGACUAAGCGACAGCAGUUUCUUCUGAUUGAGACAGUCAGCAAAGUUUCUGAGAUGUCUAUACCUGCAGAGCUUGGAGGACCUGAAGUAGGUACCUGGUACACACAGGUUGUGCAUGUUGCAGUUGAAGCACCUAAACACAGUAAGGAAGAUGAGUUUCAGACUAAGCUGAUGUCUUUUCUUCAAGCAGAGGGAAAGUCACUAUCUGACAUUCCAAGUUUAGCUUCCCCUACACCUGUGCUUGACACUAGACUGGUUGAUGCCAUAAACUCCCUUGUUCAAACAUGUCACGUGGCUUCGUCUGAGGAGAGAGCUGGAUAUAGGAAGCUGCGUCCCUUCUCUGGGUUCAUUCCCACUCCCCAUGGAGAGGAUGAGUAUGAGGUCUGGGUGGAGCAGACUACUCACAUUCUGGAAGAGUGGCAGUGUUCGGAUAAUGUCAAAAAGCAGAGACUAGUAGAGUGUCUCAGAGGUCCUGCAGCGGACAUUGUAAGGUUCGAGAAGACCGGCAACCCAUCUGCUACUUUCAGUGACUACCUCAGUGCAUUAGAGUCAGCGUUUGGCACCACUGAAGAUGCUGCAGAUUUGAUGUUGAAAUUUAGGAGCACUUACCAGAGUGAGGGAGAGAAGCUCUCAGCCUACAUAAUGAGGUUGGAUAGGAUGCUACACAGUAUGCUGAGGAAAAGAGGCAUUGAGUUCUCUGAAAUGAAUCGUCUUCGAAUGCAGCAAAUAGUUAGAGGUGCUCUUUCAAGUGACAUGGUGGCAAUGCGCUUGAGGAUGACCCAUAAGCUGUGUGCCCCUCCUUCCUUCAAUGAGCUAAUGAAAGAGGUGCGAGAAGAAGAGAGCAUGUUAAAACAAAGGAGCUCAGUGCAUGCAAAUGUAGCGGUGUCUGGUUUGCCCCCUGCAAAGACUGAGUCAUCUGGUAACACCAACCUGGCAAAUUCAGAAGUAGAAAUGCUGAAGAGGGAGAUUAGGGGGUUGAAGAACGAGGUGUCUCGCUUGACAGCUGUGGCGAAGGAACCAGCGACUUAUGAUCAUUCCGCUAUGCACAGUUUAGCUGCAACUGCAGAGAGUAACACACCAAACAGACCAGUGAACAAGCCAAACAUCUUUUGUUACAGAUGUGGAGAAGAUGGGCAUCUGAAACGUGAUUGUACCAAGGAAGAGAAUCUCAGGAGGGUAAACCAGCGGCUCAUCAAAAUGAGACAGCCGUCGGGAAAUGCCUCCGGGGCUCAGUAGAGGAACGGCCUGAAGCUCCGGGGAAGACACGUUCCACAAAGUGCAAAAGAGCAAGAGCUGAGCAAGUAGAUCUUCCGAACGGGUUAGUGGGACCCAGCUCUGUCCUUCCCAUCCAGGUGGAAGGUAUCUACACUAAGGCUUUGCUAGAUAGUGGAUCGCAGGUUACGCUGUUGUACAGAUCUUUCUAUGAGAAACACUUAAAGCAUCUGCCAUUGACACCAAUUGAAAAUCUGGAGAUAUGGGGAUUAAGCUCGCAGAGAUACCCUUAUGAUGGCUGCUUGUCUUUAAGGCUGGAGUUUCCAGGAUCUGUGGCAGGAGUGGUGGAAUCCAUAGAUGCACUUGUGUUGGUCUGUCCCGAUCCUGUCAUGAAAGGCGAACAUUCAACAUUCUGGUGGGAACAAAUACGGCUGUGGUAAAGAAGCUUGUGGAAGUUUGCAAGAUGAA
Pimephales promelas (fathead minnow) is the source of this 2075-nucleotide messenger RNA. RefSeq names its product paraneoplastic antigen Ma1 homolog. NCBI's taxonomy places the organism in Eukaryota, Metazoa, Chordata, Actinopteri, Cypriniformes, Leuciscidae. Gene Ontology annotation, molecular function: nucleic acid binding; zinc ion binding. The record is from RefSeq and is a predicted model, not a curated record.